GCCUCUGACCUCCACACUUGUACCCGGCAGACAUUAAGUAAACGUAAAUGCAAAAAGGGAAGUCAUCUCAUGCAUAAGGCACUGGACUCUACUCUUCUACUCUUUGGUACUUUUUAGUGUUCAUGCAUGCCAUACUUUGGUCUAAAUGAUUUUAACUUCAAAGACACAGCCAGGGUAAUGUUGUGUGAUACAUCCUAGUGAUGUCGUUAUGUUGGUCUUAUUUGUUCUUGUUUACUAGUACUUACUGAAAUCGUUGACAGCUUUAAUGUUAUCAUGAGUGUGGAGAUCUCAGCAGAUAGAAUUUGAGGGUUUUACUGUUUCUGUUUGGAGGUUUGAGAUUAACUUAUUUAUUUUGUGUAUGUGUGUGUUUUGUGGGCCUACAUACUUCACAGUACCCGUGUAGAGGUCAGAGGAAAGCUUGCUUGAGUUGGCUCUCCUGCCUUGUGGAUUCUAGGGAUGAUUCUGUCCAAUGAGGAAAAGAGGACAAACUAUGACCACUAUGGCGAUGCUGGGGAAAGCCAGGGCUACCAGAAGCAGCAGCGAGAGUACCGCUUCCGCCAUUUCCAUGAGAACUUUUAUUUCGAUGAGUCGUUUUUUCACUUCCCUUUCAAUUCGGAGCGACGGGACUCAAUUGAUGAGAAGUACCUGUUGCACUUUUCACACUAUGUGAAUGAAGUGGUACCCGAUAGCUUCAAGAAACCCUACCUCAUUAAGAUCACGUCAGAUUGGUGCUUUAGCUGUAUCCAUAUCGAGCCUGUCUGGAAAGAAGUGGUCCAGGAAUUGGAAGGACUGGGUGUGGGGAUUGGUGUCGUCCAUGCUGGCUAUGAAAGACGCCUGGCCCAUCACCUGGGAGCACACAGCACCCCCUCCAUCCUAGGGAUCAUCAAUGGGAAAAUCUCCUUCUUCCACAACGCUGUAGUUCAUGAGAACCUACGGCAGUUCGUGGAGAGUCUUCUUCCAGGGAACUUGGUGGAGAAGGUCACAAAUAAAAAUUACGUGCGAUUCCUCUCUGGCUGGCAGCAGGAGAACAAGCCUCACGCCCUCCUUUUUGGCCAGACGCCGGCAGUGCCGCUGCUAUACAAGUUGACAGCUUUUGCAUACAAAGACUAUGUGUCAUUCGGCUAUGUGUACAUGGGCCUGAGAGGUGUGGAAGAGAUGACCAGGCAGUAUAACGUCAAUGUCUAUGCCCCCGCCAUGCUGAUCUUUAAAGAGCACAUCAGCAAGCCUGCUGAUGUGAUCCAGGCUCGAGGACUGAAGAAGCAGGUCAUUGAGGACUUCAUCACGCAGAACAAGUACCUGCUGGCGGCCCGGCUCACCAGCCAGAGGCUGUUCCAUGAACUCUGCCCCGUGAAGCGGUCUCACCGACAGAGGAAGUACUGUGUGGUUUUGCUGACGACCGAGACUAGCAAGCUAAGUAAACCCUUUGAAGCCUUCCUCUCAUUUGCCCUGGCUAACACGCAAGACACGGUGCGGUUCGUGCAUGUCUACAGCAGCCGGCAGCAGGAGUUUGCCAGCACCUUGCUACCAGACAGCGAGGCGUUCCAAGGGAAGUCAGGGGUGUCCAUCUUGGAAAGGCGAAACACAGCAGGGAGGGUGGUGUUUAAAACCCUAGAAGACCCCUGGACGGGCAGUGAGAGUGAUAAGUUCAUCCUUUUGGGUUAUCUUGACCAGCUUCGGAAAGAUCCUGCCUUUCUGUCCUCUGAGGCCGUCCUCCCUGACCUGACUGAUGAACUUGCCCCUGUGUUUUUCCUCCGGUGGCUCUACUCUGUUUCUGACUCCCUCUCAGACUGGUGGGAGAGCCUGCUUCACAGUAACUGGCGAGAGAUGAUGCCCCUGCUGUCCCUUAUCUUCUCAGCCCUCUUCAUACUCUUUGGCACUGUCAUUGUCCAGGCUUUCAGCGACUCAAGUGAGGAAGGAGAGGCACAGCCCCCAGAUAAAGAAGAGGCCCCUGAGAAGCCCGCGAAGACGGAGCCAGCCUUCACCAAAGAAAACAGCAGCAAGAUUCCUAAAAAAGGCUUUGUGGAGGUUACUGAACUCACAGAUGUGACAUACACCAGCAAUUUGGUACGCCUGAGGCCAGGCCACAUGAAUGUGGUCCUCAUCCUGUCCAAUUCCACCAAGACAAGCCUGCUACAGAAAUUUGCUUUAGAGGUCUACACGUUCACCGGGAGCAGCAGCCUCCACUUCUCCUUCCUCAGUCUGGACAAGCACCGAGAGUGGCUGGAGUACCUGCUGGAGUUUGCUCAGGACGCAGCCCCGAUCCCAAACCAGUAUGAUAAGCACUUCAUGGAGCGGGACUACACUGGCUACGUGCUGGCCCUGAACGGCCACAAGAAGUAUUUCUGCCUUUUCAAGCCCCUAAAGACAGUGGACGAGGAGGCCAUAGGUUCCUGCGACCCUGACUCCUCCAGAGGGAAGCCUCCCUGUGGCCUUGGGCCCAAGCCCCUCAAGGGCAAGCUGAGCAAGUUGUCCUUGUGGAUGGAGCGUCUGCUGGAAGGUUCCUUGCAAAGGUUUUACAUCCCAUCAUGGCCUGAGCUAGACUGAGACAUGGACUCUUCAGGUUUUUAACAUGCCCCAGCAACAGGGAUUUUCAGGAGAGUCUAGGUUUUAGAUUUCUCUUCUAGAGCAAUGGCUAGAAGACCUUUCCUUUGUCACCUAGGAGUAAAACACAUCACAGGUUUGAUCCCUAGAUGAAACUCUUUCCCUUUGGGUUUUCUCGUCCCCAUAUGAAUGCCGCACUAUUUAAAAUAGACUGCUCAUCUCUUUUUUAACUGCCCUGUAACAUACUCACACUUCCCUGUCCUUAGGUUGGAGAAACCCAGGGCUUGACCUUGAGUCGUGCCUGGACAAACCUCAGGACCCUCAUGAACCUGUCAUGCAGGGUGGGUCACACCGCCCCCUCAUAGGCUCUGGCCCUGCCAUGCUUCUGCCAAGGCGAGUGCUCUCAACAGAGGACAGCCUACCAGUUUCUAGGUCCUGCAUCUUCAAAAGAGGCCUAGUUCUAAGCAAUUUUACAUAUGAAUGUCUUCUGGAAGCAAGCAUUGAGAAGUAUAUUUUGGGGGUAUCCCCCACAACAGUUGGCCAGCCAUGGCUUUGAAAGGAAGGGGCUGAGCAGUGUGUGAGGGUGCAGCCUUUACAUUUUGUCUUCCCCCACCAAGAGAAGGGAGGGUUGAACACUGACCCUGUGAUCCUUCCAGACCGUCCCUUGUUCCCUGGCCCUGUCCCCUCACUGCACUCGGGUUAGCACCCUCAUAGCCAGGGCAGAGUCUGCCUAGCCGGAAGCGCUGUAAUGACUGAGCCACUGACCUGUCUCCAGAUGCCUUCCUGCCUCUGGAUUUUAGAGUUUGAAUACUAGGAGCCAUAACCUGUGAUCGUGUUCUCUGAGCGUAGAUAAGCUGCCAUAGAGCCAGUAGAUGACUGCAGUUACUCCUGUCCGCCAAGAGCCAGGUGCAGGAGCCCUCCCUGCCUCGCUUGCUCGCGAGUAAAAUACCAGGCGUGUCUUCGUACCAAGGAACCUGACCUCUCUGACAAUUGAUUUUGAACAUUGUUGUCCCCAAAGUGCUGAAUCUUCAAGUCGUCUCUUGACUGUGAGCUGAGACUUGUUCCAGACUCCUGUCCGGCAGGCAGCUAGCAUCCUACUUCUGGCCUGCAUUUUGGCUUCUCAGCUCAGUUGUUUCCUCCUUCCCUUAUCGCUGCUUCCUGCUGCGAGAUCAGACCCAUCAAAUGCAGCUUGCCUGGCUCCACGCACCUCAGGCUCAGGGCCGGAUCAUGUUCGCCCUUUCAACACACCCUUUGUUUUUAGGGCCAAACCACAAGGGGAGUUCGGACAACUGUCAUGCAUGGUGUGUUCUACUGUCAAGCAAGUGCCCUUUUGUAAAGUGAAAGGCACAAAUCAGGGACAGGACAUUCAGUUAGUAUUCAUAAGUAAUCAUAAUUGCUUUGAACCAAGCACCUCGGAUCCUGACUACUUUAAACACUGAGCUCCAAUGGUAAGUGAUAAACUAUCUGAGCCCAGGACCCUCUGUAGUUUUCAAAGAGUCUUCAGCUUUAUUAAAAAGUAGAGAAAUCA
Messenger RNA from Mesocricetus auratus (golden hamster), 4069 nucleotides. RefSeq names its product DnaJ heat shock protein family (Hsp40) member C16 (gene Dnajc16). The record is from RefSeq and is a predicted model, not a curated record. The coding region runs from base 457 to 2544 and encodes 695 amino acids. The transcript is spliced from 13 exons. NCBI's taxonomy places the organism in Eukaryota, Metazoa, Chordata, Mammalia, Rodentia, Cricetidae.